Amphiprion ocellaris (clown anemonefish) is the source of this 1773-nucleotide messenger RNA. RefSeq lists its product as uncharacterized. The coding region runs from base 47 to 829 and encodes 260 amino acids. The record is from RefSeq and is a predicted model, not a curated record. NCBI's taxonomy places the organism in Eukaryota, Metazoa, Chordata, Actinopteri, Pomacentridae. The transcript has 4 exons.
CACUUCACACUUCUGUGGUUUGGAGUCAGAUCAGCUUGAGACUAAAAUGUCUUUCUUUGUGACAGCUGGGCUGCUUCUCUGCAUUCAGACACCAGGGUCCAGUGCUGUGACUCGUGUGUUUGUGCAGAAGGGAAAAGAUGUUCUUCUGGAAGUCAGGGAAAAUGUUGUUCUUAAGGAAACUGAUAUUCUGUUCUGGAGAUUCAAUCAAACAAGCAGUUUAGUAAGACUUAUUUCUGGGAGAAAUCCAGAAAUCUUCAAAGAAAGCAUUUCUUUUCUGACAAAUUACUCUGUGAAACUGAAGAAUUUACAAACAGCCGACAGUGGAGUUUAUGAUGCACGAGUGUCAGGGGCUACAGAACGAAAACUGGUUGAAUACAACAUCGCAGUUCAAAAUGCAGUGUCUCCAGUUAAGCUAAAUGUGGACUCUGUGUUAAGCAGCUCAGACUCUUGUAUCAUCAUUGCAACCUGCAGCACAGCAGAGUCCGACUUAAGCAGCACUUUCAGAUGUGUUCAUAAAACCUGCAAUCAGGACGGAGGAGAACAAUCAGAGACCACAAACUCUGGAGCUUCUCUACGUAUUUACCUGUCAGAUGUAUUGAUCUUCUGCAACCACAGCAACCAGGUCAGCUGGACUGAAAACAUGAUAGAGAUUCAGGAUUUCUGCCUCCAACCUGCUGUUUCAGAGUCCCUCCAUCUGUCUGGUGAAGAUGGUCGUGAUCUCAGUCGGUCUGAUCAUCAUGGUUUCUGCCAUUAUCAGCGUCCACCUCAUGGAGAAGUGCAAGAAGCAAAAAUAAACAAACAGUUCUCUACUUACCAAUCUUACAUGUAACUGUGUGGAUCAUUGGCUUUAGAGGAACAGAAUUUCAUUUUGAAACCUUAACAUUUGAUCUGCCCUUUAUUGCUUUAUCACUACUAGCAGGACUUUUUUUAUUGAGUUCUUCCGUUAGUAGUUUGUAUCAUACACAGGAAAUGCAGUGCUGCACCAAAAAAGGCAGAAGUUACAUUGCAGGAUUUAAUAUGUUUGAGGAAUAAGUAAUUGGUAAUUGCAAAUGUUUUAUGAGGAAGUAAAUACAUGCAACACUUUGAUGAGUAGUUUGCUUCAGGGAUAUUUUCAACACAACUGGACAAGCAACAGUUUAGUAAUAUGAAUAUUGUUUCUUUAUAUAAAACUCCACAGGGCAUGUUGUAGCAGAAUGAUGCCAACACUGAGUAUUCUUCAUUGUUUUAUUCAUUACUGUGUUCUCUGUGCAAAUAAAAAUUUGUACCAGUAUUAAAACUUGUAAAUAAUUUUCACUCAAAAUCUGUAUUUUUACAGAGUAAUUCCUUCUGUUACAAUGUCUGACCAUGAAAUUACAGUUUUACUGUGUAGAUUUCAGCUAAAUAUAUUUCAGUAUACUACAGAUAUGUCAUGAAUUUCAAUUUUUAUUUAAUGUUUUUUUUUAGAUUUUAGUUUUCAACAUUACAGUGUUCCACUGUUUUUUCCACAGUUUUUUUCUUUUUUUAUACCAGAAAGAGUGCUGUUUUUCUGCCAGUCUUUCUGCUAGAUUUUUGUUUUUAUAGUUUUUGUUUUUUUCUACAAUGUUGACUUUAUAUGUUGACUUUUGCGAUGAGAUCACAGCUAAGUUUUCCUUCUGUCUGCAAAUAAAGAUAAACUUUCAUGCAACUCUUUUUCAGUCAUAUGUUGGUUUUGCUUUGUCUUUCUGACAAAGCAAAGUUAUAUGUUCUUCUAAAUGUUAAUCUAAAAUCAUGUUGGUUUCGACUUCCACAGGUCCC